Messenger RNA from Mya arenaria, 1212 nucleotides. Its product is annotated as putative nuclease HARBI1. Lineage: Eukaryota; Metazoa; Mollusca; Bivalvia; Myida; Myidae. The record is from RefSeq and is a predicted model, not a curated record. Bases 82 to 1212 code for a protein of 376 amino acids. The transcript has 4 exons.
GUUACCGCAAACGUGAGCCGAUAACAGCUCGCGUCGCUAACUAGUGUAUUGACUGCCUUGUUCGCCGCUAACGAUUUCAAUAUGGCGGACUCAGACAGCGUCCUUAGCAUCCUAAUCGACGAAAUUACUGACGAUAGUAUACUUGAGCAUGUAGAAAGGAAUAUUACUAUCGCAACACAGUCAAUGUCCGAUUUUUCAUAUACUUCCUUGAUGCUGACGUGUAGCAAUCCUGCUCCGGUUCGAGUUGAAGGUUAUGUUCCAGACGUAGUGUCAAUGUAUUCUGAUGUGGAAUUUCAGUCCCACUUUCGAAUGCAUCGGUCAACUUUUGAGGAGCUGUGUAAAAUUGUUGCCCCAGAUAUGGCCAGGGAAAGAUCCAUUUCUUUGGAGACGAGAAUGCUGGCAACACUUUGGAUGUUGGGCAAUAUGGAGUGUUAUCGGAGCGUAGCAGACAGAUUUGGCAUAAGUAAAGGCACUCUCCAUCUGACUGUGAUGAGUUCUUCUAAGGCCCUUUGUCAACAGAAGAGCAAUUUUAUUAAUUUUCCCACCACGAGAAGGGAGAUGGAUCAGGUCGCAGAGGGGUUCAGUGCCAGGUGUGGGAUUCCUGGAAUAGUUGGAGCUGUAGAUGGCACACACGUUCCAGUUCCUGGUCCACGAUCACAGCACAGGGCUUCUUUCAUAAAUAGGAAGGGCUAUCCUAGCAUUCAAUUGCAGGUUGUUUGCGACAGUAAACUCCGGCUGCUGGAUACAUACACCGGUUGGCCUGGCUCUGUGCACGAUGCAAGAGUUUUCAGGAACUGCCCAUUACUAGAUGUAUGCCAGCAGCUCCCUGCACCUUACCACUUGAUUGGGGACUCGGCAUAUCCGCUAUCCAGGUAUAUGCUAGUCCCAUAUAGAGACAAUGGCCAUCUUGAUGCUCAACAGAAGAAGUUCAACAAGGCUCACUCGUCAACUAGAGUUGAUGUUGAACGUGCGAUAGGGCUUUUAAAAAGCAAGUUUAGACGAUUGAAAAAUCUUGAUAUGCUUCUGGCUGAACAAAUACCAGAAGUUAUAACGGCUUGCUGUGUCCUACAUAACUUCAUUUUGGACAGGGAGGGCGAAGAUGUCGUGGAAAAUGUAGAAUAUGAUUCUGCAAGUGUAGAGGAGGAGGGAUGUAGCGAUUCACUUAAUGCAGCUGGAGAGGAAAAGCGCAGGAACAUUGCUAAUUUGUUGUAA